GCCAAGGUCUCUCCCCCCUCCAGUUGACCAUGAGCCAAGCAGCCGCUGCGCCUGAGGACUUACAGGGCUUUCCCCAGGGCUUCCCCAUUUUUGAACAAACGCAAAAUGGUCAGGUGGUGCGAGUCCACCAGCCCGUCUCGUUUCAGCAGCUGAAGGAACUGAAAGAGGCUUGUGCUCAAUAUGGCCCCAGCGCCUCAUGCACCGAGGCUCUGAUUGAAGCGAUGGUGGCAGACGCUCUGCCUCCCAACGAUUGGAAAAGCGUCUGUAAGACUUGCCUUAGCGGAGAAGAUUAUGCAUUGUGGAAGUCAGAGUUUUACGAGCAGUGCCAGACCAUUGCAGAGAUGAACAGGGCUCAAGGGAUUCCCAUUACAUAUGAGAUGCUGGUGGGGGAAGGCCAGUACCGGGACACUCAAAAUCAGUUAAACUACGACCAAGGGGCGUAUGCCCAGAUUAACAAUGCAGCCACUGAGGCCUGGAAAAAGCUCCCCGCUACAGGCAGAAAGACUGAGGAUCUCUCUAGGAUGCGGCAAGGUCCAGAUGAGCCGUUCCAAGAUUUUGUCACAAGGUUGCUCCAGACAGCAGGAAAAAUGUUUGGGGACAGUGAAGCUGCAAUGAUUGUGGUCAAGCAGCUGGCCUAUGAGAAUGCUAACUCAGCUGGCCAGGCCGCGCUAAGACCCUGGAGAAAGAAAGGGAACCUUUCUGAUUACAUCAGGCUUUGCUCAGAUAUAGGGCCUUCUUAUAUCCAAGAGGCCACCCUGGCUGCUGCCUUGCAAGGAAAACCCUUGAAAGAAAUCCUGUUCCAACAGCAGCAGGAGGGCAGAAAGAAAAGAACAUCCGGUCCCCCGAGCAGCUGUUUUAGCUGCGGACAGCUGGGACAUUUAAUGCGUGAUUGCCCUAAGGCACGCCGCGAACUCCCUGAAGGGAUGGGGAAAAGAAGUAAAUGGGAGCCAGGAUUAUGCCCUUGGUGUAAGAGGGGGAGUCACUGGGUUAAUGAAUGUAGGUCCAAGAAAGGUGCCCAAGGAUGCCCCCUGCCCGGAAACGGGAGGAGGGGCCAGCCCCAGGCCCCGCAACAAUGUUAUGGGGCACUCUGGAAUUUCCUCCCCGAAGGGACCCUCCGGGACACCAAUCCAUUCAACAGCUCUACCGAGCCACCCAGGCAGCUCCNCAAUCCAUUCAACUGCUCUACCGAGCCACCCCAGGCAGCUCCGGAUUGGACCUCUGUUCCACCGCCUACACAGUAUUGA
Miniopterus natalensis is the source of this 1244-nucleotide messenger RNA. Its product is annotated as endogenous retrovirus group K member 10 Gag polyprotein-like. Gene Ontology annotation, molecular function: zinc ion binding; nucleic acid binding. NCBI's taxonomy places the organism in Eukaryota, Metazoa, Chordata, Mammalia, Chiroptera, Miniopteridae. The record is from RefSeq and is a predicted model, not a curated record. Gene Ontology annotation, biological process: viral process.